This is a messenger RNA of Corythoichthys intestinalis (scribbled pipefish), 1581 nucleotides long. It is a transcript of the gene six6a, whose product is annotated as SIX homeobox 6a. The coding region runs from base 294 to 1031 and encodes 245 amino acids. Gene Ontology annotation, biological process: regulation of transcription by RNA polymerase II; eye development. Gene Ontology annotation, cellular component: nucleus; transcription regulator complex. Lineage: Eukaryota; Metazoa; Chordata; Actinopteri; Syngnathiformes; Syngnathidae. Gene Ontology annotation, molecular function: DNA-binding transcription factor activity, RNA polymerase II-specific; RNA polymerase II cis-regulatory region sequence-specific DNA binding. The record is from RefSeq and is a predicted model, not a curated record. The transcript has 2 exons.
UCCGGUUCGAAUCUUCCGCUCCUUUCAAUCCCCGCAGCCCACCUUGAGAAAUCCAUCGGCGUUCCGUCGUCAGUUGCGCGGUCCGUCCGAGCGAGGAUGCGGUAGGCUGUCCCCACCCUUUCGGCGACAUCGUUGCUCCUCGAUCGGCUCCUUCGGUUCGCUUCAACUUUGGGGAUUGCCUUGUUUCGUGCGUGCGUGCAGCGCGUGUGUGAGCGCGCGCGCGUCAAGAAGCCGACCGAGACGACGUGGAGGAGAGAGAGGAGCGCGGAGGGGCAGACCCGGGAGAAGGCUCCAUGUUUCAGCUGCCCAUCUUGAAUUUCAGCCCCCAGCAGGUCGCCGGGGUGUGCGAGACUCUGGAGGAGAGCGGCGACGUGGGCCGCCUCGGCCGCUUCCUGUGGUCGCUGCCCGUCGCCCCGGCGGCCUGCGAGGUGCUCAACAAGAACGAGUCGGUGCUUCGGGCCCGGGCCGUGGUCGCCUUCCACACCGGCAAUUUCCGCGAACUCUACCACAUCCUGGAGAACAACAAGUUCACCAAGGAGUCGCACACCAAGCUGCAGGCGCUGUGGCUGGAAGCGCACUACCAGGAGGCCGAGAAGCUGCGAGGACGCCCGCUGGGGCCGGUGGACAAGUACCGGGUGCGCAAGAAGUUCCCGUUGCCCAGAACCAUUUGGGACGGCGAGCAGAAAACCCACUGCUUCAAGGAGAGGACCCGCCACUUGUUACGAGAAUGGUACUUGCAGGACCCAUAUCCCAACCCCAGUAAAAAGCGGGAGCUUGCUCAGGCUACUGGACUUACGCCCACACAAGUAGGAAACUGGUUCAAAAACCGAAGACAAAGAGACAGAGCUGCGGCGGCCAAAAAUAGGCUCCAGCAGCAGGUUUUGUCCGGCGGCUCCGUUCGCUCCCUGGCCGACGAGGACGGCACCGUGGACCGCCUGGGCAACGCGUCCAGUCCUGAGGCGAGCCUUUCCAGCAAAGCGGCGGCCUCGGCCAUCUCCAUCACCUCCAGCGACAGUGAAUGUGACAUCUGAGCGCUCUCAACUCUUGAUGAAUGGAUGCAGGAAGGGAAAGGAAAGAGGGAAAGACAAUCCAAAUCCGACCACUCAUACAGUGCCUGCGUUGAGUUACACAUACACGUACAAGUACACGCACAUUACACACACGGAUAUCUGACGCCUGCCAAAAACAUGCGAGGAUCUGCGAGGCCUAUACUUUUGAUUUGCAUUUGACCCACGCGUGGAGACCCCGACCUAACACACAGAUGACUUCUAACUCCCCCGUUCAGAUGAAAAAAAAAAAAGGUAUAGCGAGCGCCUAUAUAACCCACGCUUCAUCCGUGGGUAUUUCAUGUUGACAAAGAACUGUGCUAUUUUUACGUUUCUUUCGGUUAUUAUUUUUUUUAUAUAAAUAAUGUUUAUUUGCCUAUUUAAAGCAUCUGCUUUGUCUUUUGGAUCUUCAUUCGCUUGGUGUUUUUUAAUACUUUGUGCACAGGUGAACCUGUUGAGCAUGCGCGCUUUAGUGACAUUGUGUUUCAAGUCAAAGGGAAAAACAAGUAACUUAAUAAAAUCAUUGUGGAUCGAG